Molecule: messenger RNA, 504 nt
Organism: Musca vetustissima
Lineage: Eukaryota; Metazoa; Arthropoda; Insecta; Diptera; Muscidae
Exons: 2
Coding region: 1-504 (167 amino acids)
Biological process (GO): negative regulation of smoothened signaling pathway
Cellular component (GO): ciliary membrane; Golgi apparatus
Source: RefSeq, a predicted model, not a curated record
AUGGACAAAUUAACCACAAUUAGUGCCACAUUAUUUAUGGCCGCAGAUGUCUUUGCCAUUGUUAGUUUGGCCAUGCCCGAUUGGAUUGUGACGGAAGAGGCGGGUGACAUACGUUUGGGUCUCAUGUGGACCUGUAUGACCCUCUACAAUCGGCCACAAGUUUGCUACACACCCGAACUACAACCCGAAUGGCUAAUUGCAUUGGUAUGCAUUUUUAUUGGCUGUAUUUGUAUUACCACAACGGUUAUCCUGCUGGCAUCGAGUACAUGGGAUCGUAAUGUUAUACCCUAUGCCCGUUGGGUAGGAUUUACAGCAAUGGUAUUGUUUUGUCUGGCCGCAGUGGUAUUUCCUCUUGGCUUUCAUAUUGAAGAAAUUGGUGGUCAGGCAUAUCAAUUACCGAAUACUUAUAAGAUUGGUAUAUCUUAUAUCCUGUUUGUGUUGGCCCUGUGGAUCACAGUGGUAUCGGAAUUGUUCGCCGGCAAGGUGUGUUUGCCACAUUUUUAA